UAUUUGGUGAUUAUCAAAGAGACAGAAGAAAGGGAAUGAAGAUAUAGUCACUGUAUAGUCUUGUCAGUUCCUGCGCUUUCAUUCAGUGCAUCGCGAGCUGUGCAUAGUGCUCCGGCUCAAAUUCUCACUCUUUGUCGCUCCACUCUACCUCAUCUCUGAUCUCUCUGGUCCCCUGAGCUAUGGCUGGUGCGGAUCCCUGGGACGAUAACUGGACCGCGUCUGUAUGUUUCUUCUGUUUGUUGGAUGUGUUGCGUUGAGUUGAUUGUGUCUCUAUACUCUCAUACUCUCACUCCCACUCUCACUCCCACUCUCACUCUCACUCUCACUCUCACUCUCACUCUCACUCUCACUCUCAUCGCAAUCCUCAAGAUCAGAGCACAGCUAACCAGAGCUACCUCGCAGAGCCCCUCCUCAACCCAGCAGCAGUCCACCGCCCCCGGCGUCAUCGUCGUCGAAUCAAACGACCAAGUCCGCAAACUAUUCUCUCCCCCGCGCGACUCGCCCGCCGCCGACGACGACAGCGCCCGUUCUGCCCAACCACCUAUGUACGUCUUCACCUCCUUCUCUGUCUCGUUUGUCCUUUAUCUACUAAUCACUCUUUUUAUAUAACAGCAAAUAUGAGGUCCAGACAUCAACCCCCGGCUCCCACUACAAACCCCAACUCCGCAUCCUAAAGCGCGCACAAGAUCACCCUCCAUCACCAACCACCGCUGUCGGCAGCAGCAGCAGCAGCAGCAGUAGACAACCAGGCGAGACCGAGACCGAGCGGCUUGAGCGCGUACGCAGGGAGAAAGAGGCAA
Molecule: messenger RNA, 800 nt
Organism: Myxozyma melibiosi
Lineage: Eukaryota; Fungi; Ascomycota; Lipomycetes; Lipomycetales; Lipomycetaceae
Exons: 1
Coding region: 244-609 (121 amino acids)
Source: RefSeq, a predicted model, not a curated record